AUGAAGCAGGCUCCUUGCAAUGGCGAUUUGUUCUUUGCGCCGACAGAUGGAGACAUCAUCUGUACUGGAAUAGCAGACGCUUCAGGAAUCGUACCGGGAACAACGUGCAAGAUUAUCUGUACUGCUGCAUAUGCAACGCCAGAUGUUAUCACGUGCCAAACUGGUGGAUGGGACACAGAAUUGGACAUGGCAACUUGUGACGCCACGAAAGGAGGUCUCGGUCCAACUGCACAAAUUGGUCUAAUUCUCUUCGUUCUCGCAAGUCUCUGCGCUGGAACUUUUCUCUAUCAGAAAUUCAAAAGAAAAACGAAGUCGCCGACGAGGGGCCUAAAUUUGCCGGAGACGUUCCCGCAUGGGAUCGCGAGCGCACCACCGGAAUGGGCAAAGACGGCUUCGACAAUCUUCAAACCGUCGACUUAG
Messenger RNA from Oikopleura dioica, 420 nucleotides. Lineage: Eukaryota; Metazoa; Chordata; Appendicularia; Copelata; Oikopleuridae. The record is from the annotation of a GenBank genome assembly.